AUGGAAUCUGAAAAGAGUUUGAUGGAGACUGAAAAGUUCUGGAUGGUCUCUGAUUCUAAGAGGUAUGUGAUGGACUCAGAAACAGAAAGAGGUAGAAUGAACACAGACUCUAAAUCCAGGGUACAUCUGAUGGGGGAAGAAAAACAUAAGAUUAGAUCUAAGAGGUAUAUGAUGGACUCUGACUCUGAACCAUGUGGGACAGACUCAGACACAGAAAGAUAUGAUCUAGCUUCUGCAACUGAGAAAAGUCUCAUGGAUCCGAAAAUAUUUCAGCUGAGCACUGAUUCUGAUGGGUUCUGGAUAGAUUCAUGGUCUGAAAAACAUACAGUGGACUUGAAAUCUGAAAGUCUGGGGAUGGCCAGUGAUUCUGUAAAACACCUGAGGAAGGCCAAAACUUGCCAAAGUGUUUGUGACUUGGAAAGAUUCUGGAUGGGCAAGUCUAAAUCUGAAAGAAAAUUGACAGACUCUGCAAAAGAACAAUCAGACUUUGAUCAUGGUAAAUUCUGGGAUAGCCCUAGAAAAUAUCAGCAUAGGUCUGUAAAACUUCAGAAUAUCUCUGAAAGCUGUCAGGAUGACUCUCAAAAUCUUCAGUAUGACUUGGAUAUUCAUAAUGAAGACUCUUAUUAUGAAAAACAUCGUACCAGCCCUGAAAAUGAAAGAAAUCCAAGUAAAUUUGAAAGUAAAAGAUGCUUGAUGGAGAUGGAGAGGGAACAAUUCAAAAAUGUAAAACUUCAAGUAGAUGAAGAAAUUGAAAGCCAUCUCAUGGAGUCUGAUAAUGAAAAAAAGCAGAGAACUACAGUUGACAGUGAAAGACAUCACCUUGACUCAGAAAAUGAAGCACAACGGCUUGGUGCUCGCAGAAAGGAAAAUCGUCCUCAAGGUUUUUGGAGACCUGUUUUCCUCCCACCUCCAGUUGUCCAGGGAAAGGAAACUAAAGAACAACACUCUGUGCAACAACAAAUUGAUAGCAAAGUUUCCAGAAUUCAACUUGUUAAGUACCUGAGUGAUGACAAGAUUGUGAGACUCAAAGAGGUGUCUCCAGCCCUCAGUGAGAAACAUGACUCUCAAAAAAACUUAAAGGAAAAGCACAGCAACAACCAUUCUUCAGACCCAAACGUGGAGGAAAACCAUGGAAGAAAAGCCAGCCAUAAAAUUUCUUUCUACAAGAGCCACUACAAGAACUAUAGAUAUGCUCAUAGUUUUCAGAGUUCUGGGUCUCAGUUUGAUCUUAUUCAUCCAAGUGCUGAGGUUUACUCCUCUGUUGUUUCAGCAUCUCUUUGCAGUCAAACUUCUAUAAGCCCUAACCCUGUUGUAUGCCCUAACACUCAAAGAAAUAACAUAACUUCUGUGGAUAUGGGAGCAAAAAGAUGCUUCAAAUGCUUUAUGGAAAUCACUGACUCUCCUUUUCAUCAGUGUGUCAUGAAUUCUGAAGAUGAUUCUGACCCUGACUGUCCUUUACAUCUCCAAAUUCCUUUGGAUUCUAAAUAUUCUCUGAGCCCCAAAUCUGAUAGACACAACAAAACCUACCAAUUCAGCCCUUUAUCUCAGACCCUGGAUCAAAAAUGUCCUGUGGACAUCUUCUGUCCUCUACACCAGGAAGAUUCUAAGUAUUCUUUGGGCUCAACUUCUUAUUUACAUUGUGAAAGUUGUUCAGCUUUCCAAAAUCUCAUAUCCUCUAUUACCCAUACCUUUCCUAUAAAUUCCGAGAACAUCAUGGGUCAACAUAGUACCUCUGACCCAGACACUGUCAUCAACACUUGCAGUGUUACUGGAGUUGAAAGUGAACAUAAGUUCAACCUUAUUGUCAAACACAAAAAUGAAAACAAUCCUGACAAUGAGACGGAAGUUGCCAGUGCUAGAAAUCUCAACAAUAGUGCCGAUGCUAAAGACAAGUCUCUUCCCAAAGAUGAGAAAAUCCAUGAAACUGACACUAACUCUGAAGAUGAGACAGAUGCUGAAGAUGAAACAGACCCUGAAGAUGAAAAUAACACCAAAGAAAAGAAAGAUCCCAAAGAUAAGUCUGAUUCUGAUGACAAUGAUCCCAAAGACAGCAACUCUGAAUACGAUGCCGAUAAUAACAAUGAGUCUGAUCCCAGUGAUGAUGCUGGGCCUACAAGUGGAACUGAUCCCAGCAGUGAUGGUGACCCCAACGAUGGAACCAACCACAACAGUGAAACUGACCCUAACUUUGAUAAUACCACUAACAAUGAUGCUGACUCCAAAUACAGCACUGAUCCUGAGGAGGACAUACACACCAAUAAUUCAUACAGUGCUUCUGUCCUAGUUGAUCAAGACAAUACUGCCAACUCCAACAAUGGCACUGAUCCAAACUACACAUCGGGGACUCAAAAUAGAACCAACUCAGUCUAUACUUCUGGUUCCAACAAUGAUGCUGCCCCUAGCAAUGCCACCAAGCCUGGCAAUGACAUUUGCUCCAACAUUGGCCCUGGCUUCCACAAUAUCAGAUCAACUAUCAAUAGCCUUGGCCCCAGUAACAGUGACUUUGGCCCCAACAAUUUCCACAACCCCAAUAAUACCCUGGUUCCCCAUAAAGAUCCUGACUCUAACUAUAAUGUCAGUCCUAGUAAUGUUACUAGUAACAACAAUGAUAUUAUUCCUAACAGUGAUACUGACUUCAGCUAUGAUGCAAGACCCACUAGUGCUACUGGCCACAACUAUUCAGCUGCCACACACUGUGAUUCAGACUGUGAUUAUGUCCCAGAAUUUACCCAUGCUGUAGGGUCUAGCUUUGUAGCCAACCCAAACUAUAUUGACAGAAACAGCUAUGCUGUUAAACACAACUCUGCAGCUAGCACUGUCAAUUUCACUGAUACCAACACCACUAGCUAUAGUAGUGCUGUUAGCCCUAGGUAUAAUACUGGAACUAACUAUGAUGCAGACACCAACCAUAUCCCUAGAUUUACUCAUUUAAUUGACUCUACCAUUGUUGUCAAUACCGAUUAUAAUGCUAUAAAUAUGCAGAAUGCUCAUAAUUCUGCUAAUACAAGCAAUAAUCUCUCUGGUCCUGAAUUGGAAAUCAGUUCCAGUACUUCUGUUCCUAAUAUUAUUUAUGGAAACUCUCCCACUUUUGCUGUUGGCACUAGCUGUAUUUCUACUCCUAAGAAUUUGACCACUUCUAAAUUUUCUGAUUCAUUUAAUCCCAAUUUUGAUGACCAAAAAUGUCAGAUUCCCUUCAAAGUUUCUGCUGUUUCCAUGGACUCUACAACUUUUAUACCUGACAUUGAGUCCAAGGAUUUUCUUGAUGCUAAGGAAUCUGGUUUUUCAAAAGAUUCCUCUGGGGUACAGAAUACCAUUGGCAUCAAGGAUCAUGACAGUUUAAAUGUUCACUACAAUCCAAAUAUUACACUCCCUAGUUUUGAUAUUAUAGUAGAAGCUGAACCACCAGAUGUUGUGAAGUUUGCCAUAUCAUCAGGUGCUGUGAAUCAAUUUUUUAAGCUCAAACUCCAGACAGGUAGCAGUCAAAGCUUGGUCCUUGAUUAA
Molecule: messenger RNA, 3501 nt
Organism: Urocitellus parryii (Arctic ground squirrel)
Lineage: Eukaryota; Metazoa; Chordata; Mammalia; Rodentia; Sciuridae
Source: RefSeq, a predicted model, not a curated record